AAGUUUAGGUCGUUCACCACAUGAGUGGUAAUGAAUCACUGGCGGCAGUCGGUGGUGGAAAUCCAAACCAGAAAGAGGCAGGUGAAUGAAUGCGAGCGGGCACAGGCCGCCCUGAGCAAAGUGACAGCCUGCUUCCAGCAAAUGGCCAACUUCUUGGGGAGCAACAUGGAUAGGAGCUUCCUUAGAGAGGAGCUGGAAGAAACCAGGACAGCAGCUCAUAAAAUAUGCUCAGGGCUUCACCGGAGGCUGCUAAGUCUGCUGACAGAAAUGGAGCAAGGACAAGAGGACAAAGAACAGGCUGAACGACUUUGGGUGAUCUUCUUGUCCAGUUUGGAAAACUUCCAGCAGGACCUACAGAAGGUCAAAGUCUUGCGAGAGUUAUUCCCUCUGAUCUAGCACAAAGAACGACAAGCCCUCAUCAACGCAGGUUAUGUGGGUGGAACUUCGGAAAUGGCAGCUCGGGCAGCCAUAGUGCAAACACCAUGGUUAUCAGUAGAGGAGACUGCAAGCCCAGACCUGAAGCAGCACAUAAUGGAGAUUGAUGUUCAGCUUGAAGAAAUGUUUCAAAGAGUUAAUAUUCCACUGUGGUCUAUUGAACCCACACAAAAAGCCUGGGUAGAAGGCAUUUCGACCCAAGAAAGUAGGCAAGAAGAGGAUGAAAGCUUAGAAGACAUCAUGGAAGUGGAGUCUCAAAAUAAUACAUUAGGUUGUUGCAAUCACCACAACUGCAAAGUAGGCUGUCUACUAUGUCUGCUUAGCCAAGUUCUGACACUAAGUUAAAGACAAGUUUUGAAAUUGAGACAAUCUACAAUAACUUUUGUCCAAUAACAUUGGUUACGAUAGUUUACCAUAAUACUCUAAAAACCUUAAAACACAACAUUAUUGGCUGAUCAGUUGUGCACUACAAUGCUUUUAUAUUAUAUAUCAAAAAGAGAAAGAAAACAAAUCCCUAACACUGUGCAAGAUUAGUUUUCUUUAUCCUAUAGUUUUGAUCUUUUUGGUCCGUCUCCUACGCACCCAUCAAUUGUCAUCAGGUGUGCAGAGAUUGAUUGUUCAUAUACGAUUUCAAAAGUGAAAUAAAAUUCAUUCUGGUCGUAUUUUCCCUCCCUUUACUCCAAUAAUUAGCAAAAACUCAAUUCAAUCAGCAUUUUAUUUAGGACAACAUUGAAAAAUAUACACAGAAACCCAAUACAGAAAAUUUACAUU
Carassius auratus (goldfish) is the source of this 1206-nucleotide messenger RNA. Its product is annotated as regulator of G-protein signaling 9-binding protein-like. The record is from RefSeq and is a predicted model, not a curated record. Bases 31 to 396 code for a protein of 121 amino acids. The transcript has 2 exons. NCBI's taxonomy places the organism in Eukaryota, Metazoa, Chordata, Actinopteri, Cypriniformes, Cyprinidae.